Messenger RNA from Daucus carota subsp. sativus, 1283 nucleotides. RefSeq lists its product as uncharacterized. The coding region runs from base 97 to 870 and encodes 257 amino acids. NCBI's taxonomy places the organism in Eukaryota, Viridiplantae, Streptophyta, Magnoliopsida, Apiales, Apiaceae. The transcript has 5 exons. The record is from RefSeq and is a predicted model, not a curated record.
UAUCUCUCGCUCCAUUUGCGAAAUUCGGGCACCCAAGAGUCAGGAGUUCAUACAAUUUUAUUGCGUGAAAACCUGAUGCACUGUUGUUGAGCUGAGAUGUGGAACUCGAUGAACCCCCAAAACGAAACCCUAAUAACACCCCCAACUUAUAAUUUCGAUAUUAAUUAUGAAAAUCAAAUUCAAAUUAACGAACCGCAAUCGCAGCAAUGGGAGGAGACAGCUCGAGCUUGGCUGUGCACGCUUCCCGAGGGCAAAAUUAUAAGCUCCGAAGAAAUCGAAGCUUGGAUUGAAUCGAACCAGGCUUGUUUGCCUGAUUAUAUUGUAUCCAUGCCUCGUUCUGAGCUUCACCAACACCUUGCUGCUAUUUAUUCUACCAUUACUCGCUCCCCUCAGGAAAAUGAUGUUAACCAGGGUGACCAUUCGCAAGCUCGAUUUCAGCGCACUGAUCAAUGGAAACCAGUCUAUACUUGGUUAGAGACUUUAGAAGAUACUGAGGUAGUGAAGUCAAAUGAUAUUGCAGACUGGCUAUCUGCAAACCCGGAUGUCAGAGAUGAUUUAUGCUCGAGACAUUCCCGCUAUCAUUUGAUGCAUUACAUAAAAAAGUGUCAUGUCAAACUUCUGAAGAGAAAGGAGAGGAAGAAGGGAUUGGCUAUCACCAAAAAAGCAAACACCGGUAUAAUGUCAAAAAGUGAAGGAAAAAAAUUGCCAGGGCCCCUUCCAUUUGCAGGCAGUAUGAUGAAUAAUAUACCACCUGAUAGUGACCUGUACAAGGCAAAACGCAGCGAGGCUUCACAGAAAUACGAGAUUUUGUUAGAUUUGGAGAAGCAACUUUCGUCCCUUUUUCCUAAGCCACAACUUUUGAACAAGUGAAUUUAGAAAUUACGGUGGACAUGUUGUGCAGACAGUACUUCCCCAAUAUUAAACUGAUGCCGAGCUUCUUCUGACUCUCAAGUCUCAUAUGGUUCAUAUGAAGAUGGAACAUGUAAAUUUAAAUCUUUGUAUAUGCAAUUCCAGUUCCUUGUAGUUGUAGUAUUAGAAUAAUUUAUGCUAAUUUUCUUAAAGUUCAACGCAACUUAUCCCUCUUGGUUAUAGUUGCAUAUAUUUUCUUUCAUCAAAGAAGUUGCGGAUUUCUUUCUUUCAUCAUAAGUUAUACAGGUUACAUUAGUAUGAGCUAGUAUCAGUUUUCGUUUGAUGUUAUAAAUAAUGUACAUAAUGGCGGAAUGUAAAUCUAGUUAACUUAAAAAACUGUACUAUGUUAUCAGAUGGUGAUGUUUAUUUGUUUC